Messenger RNA from Neoarius graeffei (lesser salmon catfish), 1556 nucleotides. It is a transcript of the gene wasf3a, whose product is annotated as WASP family member 3a. Gene Ontology annotation, molecular function: actin binding; Arp2/3 complex binding; protein kinase A regulatory subunit binding. NCBI's taxonomy places the organism in Eukaryota, Metazoa, Chordata, Actinopteri, Siluriformes, Ariidae. The record is from RefSeq and is a predicted model, not a curated record. Gene Ontology annotation, cellular component: cytoskeleton. The transcript has 9 exons. Bases 96 to 1556 code for a protein of 486 amino acids. Gene Ontology annotation, biological process: positive regulation of Arp2/3 complex-mediated actin nucleation; actin cytoskeleton organization.
GGGAUACUCAUACGGAAUGAUCUGGAGGUAAAAAGUCGCGUUUGGUACUCGUGUGUGUGUGUGUGUGUGAGAGAGAGAGAGAGAGAGAGAGAGACAUGCCCUUGGUGAAGAGGAGCAUUAAGCCACAUCAUGUGUGUCGGGUCGCUGUACCUGAGAGUGUCGGCUGUGAACUGGAGUGUGUAACAAACAACACACUGUCUUCCAUCAUCCACCAACUCAGCAGCCUCAGUAAACAUGCGGAGGACGUGUUCGGAGAGCUGUUCAAUGAAGCAAACGGUUUUUACAUGCGUGCAAACUCACUGCAGGACCGACUGGACCGGCUUGCUGUCAAAGUCACACAGCUGGACUCCAACAUCGAGGAAGUGUCUCUGCAGGACAUUAACAUGUGGAAGGCCUUUAGAAGCUCCACUGCAGAGGAUCAGCAGGUCAUGUCCCGUAUCAGCAUCCCAAGCCCUGUAGCUGAGAUGUACAGCAGCUGUGAGAAACCGCCAGCACUCAGUGUGCUCUCCACCUACAGAGAGGAUCAUGUGGAUGGAAUGAAGUUCUACACGGAUCCUUCUUAUUUCUUUGACCUGUGGAAGGAAAAAAUGCUUCAGGACACUGAGGACAAGAGGAAAGAGAGGAGAAGACAGAGAGAGCAGAGGUGUGUUGAGGAUGGAACGUUACAGCGGGAGGUCCGAAAAGUGCGUAAAGCACGAAAUCGUCGUCAGGAGUGGAACAUGAUGGCAUUUGAUAAAGAGCUGCGUCCAAAUCAUCCAGAUCCUCACACUGUCCAGCAGGGGGCGAUAUCUGAUAGCUCACUGUCUCCUGAGGCCAGGUGGAGUGGACACGGACACACACACACGUUUGUGUCGAUAUCCUUACCUCACUGUUCAGACAUUCCUGACCACACCCACUUUCUGCCUGAUCAUGCUUUGCCCAGUUCCAGUGAAGGGGUGGAGCAUGAGUACCAAAGCAUUGGUGGACCAGUGGGCGUGGCUGGUAGUGUUCCUGCUGGAUGCAGUUUAAAUUCGUCUUCCUUUUUGAACAUGCCCACAGGGGGCGGAGUUAAUGGAGACAUCAUACUUCCACCUGUAGAUUAUAGUUUGAUGGAAUAUUAUGCCAGUUCCAGUUCUCUUCCUCCUCCUCCAGCUCCCAUCAUCCCCUCAUCACAGACUGCUUUUGCCACGCUCAUAACACCCCCAGCCCCACCCUCUUCCCAUCCUGGUCCCUCCAGCUCUGCUUUAUCCUAUCCCCUGCCACCUGUCCCACUUCCUGGGCCACUUCUAACCCCACCCCCUCCAGGACCACCACCUCCACCGAUACUUCCUGUUCCAUCUCACCUGGUGGGAAGAGAGGAGGGGCGGAGCCAGGAGUCUCAGACAAUCACAGACAGGCGCAGUGACUUGCUGUCAGCUAUACGCAUGGGUAUUCGGCUAAAGAAGGUUCAGGAGCAGCGAGCAAUGAGGGAAUGUUCAGAAAAUGAUGUAGCUUCCAUCCUGUCCAGACGCAUCGCCGUCGAGUACAGCGACUCCGAGGACGAGUCGGAGCUGGACGUCAACGACUGGUCUGACUGA